CAGGCCGUGGGUUAGAAAGCUCAGCAUCAGAGUAGGAUAUGAACAGUAUGGCUGACAGCUGAAACCCGCCAGCUGAACAGAGUUUACAGGUAACAUGAUGGAGGUGACAGGUCCCUGGGCAGAAGUUUUUGAGGGCUCAGAGACGAAGGAGGAGUCAGCUGAGACGCUGUUGGGCAGCUCCACUCUGACUCUGGCUCCUCUGGUAGCUGACUCGCCAUCCGUUCGCCGCUCCCAGCCCAUCCCGAUUACCUCAAACAGGGCGAAGGGCGUGGAGUCGUUCUCGUCCUCCGUCCCAUCCAUACCAAACCCGUUCCCGGAGCUGUCCAAGUCUCCAGUGUUCAUUAGCUCAUUUCCACCACAGUCCUGUGACAAACAUAUGAUUAAGGUGUAUGGAGAGGACAGCCAUAGUAGGUCUGUGUGGAUUUCUCCAGGAGAGACAGCCAGGGAGGUGUGCCACAUGCUGGUGCACAAGGCUCACUGCAGCGACCAGGAAAACUGGGCCCUCCUCGAAGUCCAUCCCACCCUCGGUUUGGAGAGGUGUCUGGAAGACCACGAGGUUGUAUUGGAGGUUCAGGCGACCUGGGCUCUGAAGGGUGACACAAGAUUCAUGUUCUGGAAGAAUUACGCCAAGUACGAGUUCUUCAGGAAGCCAGUGCUCUUCUUCCCAGAGUCCAUGAUCUCUGACAGUGCUGAUGUCAGCAAGGGUAUGACAUCAUCAGAGCUCAUUAAGGACCUGCUGAAGUCGGGGACCUGUCCAGAGAUCCAGGGUUUCCUGCAUGUGAGAGAACCAGGACGAAAGGCCUGGAAGAAGGUCUUCUUCUUCCUCCGCCGCUCGGGACUCUACAGCUCCGCCAAGGGCUCGUCCAAGGAGCCUCGUCACCUGCAGUAUGUGGCUGAUCUGGAUGAGCUGAACGUCUACACUGUGGUGAACAGCCGCAAACUGUAUGGAGCGCCUACAGAUUUCACCUUCUGUAUCAAGCCUUCCAACAAUCCCAUCCGUGUUCAGGAUCUGAGGUUCCUGUGUGCUGAAAAUGAACAGACACGGACUUGUUGGACAUCCGCCUUCAGAUUGUUCAAGCAUGGGAAGCAGCUCCAGUGUAACUACCAGAUGUCCAAAUCAGCUCCGCAAAAACAGGAAGGAACCAACCUCACAGAUGGCAAAUCGAAGUCUGAGGCCAGCCUGGUGGCCAUGGACUUCUCUGGGAAGGCUGGAGGGAGGGUCAUCCAGAACCCGAUGGAGGCCCAGAGUGCAGAGCGGGAGGAGGGGCUAGCCUGGAGGAGGCGAGAGGCCCUGAGGUGCAGCCUGCCUAACCUGAACACUGCUGUGAGACCUUCUUCCAUCCACAAGACCCAGCUGUGGUUUCACGGUCGUGUUUCCAGGAAAGAAGCAGAGAGACUGAUAGAGAAGCAGGGGCUGGUAGAUGGGAUGUUCCUGAUUCGUGAGAGCCAGCAGCACGCUCGCUGCUUCGUCCUGUCGCUGUGCUACGAGCUGAAGACGAAACAUUAUCUGGUGAUCCUGUUUGAGGACGGUGGCAGGACGUACUUCACCAUGGACGACGGCGACACGCUCUUCAUUGACCUCCUGCAGCUGGUGGAGUUUCACCAAAUCAACAAGGGCAUCCUGCCAGUGUGCCUCAAACAUCCCUGCGUCUGUGUAGCUCUAUAAACCCGCGGCUCCGUCACCUCACCUCUGCCCUGCUGCACCACCCGAACUCACUCAAUCAGGGUCUGAAAGAAAAUCUUUAACUGCAGUGGGAUUGAUUUAUCAGGGCUGUGAGACGAGGACUCGUGGGACUCCAAACACGAAGCAUAUUGUCUGCUCCUCCUCCUUUCAGUUUUUUUUAAAUUAUUCU
Archocentrus centrarchus (flier cichlid) is the source of this 1853-nucleotide messenger RNA. Its product is annotated as growth factor receptor-bound protein 7-like. Gene Ontology annotation, biological process: signal transduction. The transcript is spliced from 15 exons. Bases 95 to 1666 code for a protein of 523 amino acids. The record is from RefSeq and is a predicted model, not a curated record. NCBI's taxonomy places the organism in Eukaryota, Metazoa, Chordata, Actinopteri, Cichliformes, Cichlidae.